Messenger RNA from Dunckerocampus dactyliophorus (ringed pipefish), 5556 nucleotides. It is a transcript of the gene tsn, whose product is annotated as translin. Lineage: Eukaryota; Metazoa; Chordata; Actinopteri; Syngnathiformes; Syngnathidae. The coding region runs from base 119 to 802 and encodes 227 amino acids. Gene Ontology annotation, cellular component: cytoplasm; nucleus. The transcript is spliced from 6 exons. Gene Ontology annotation, biological process: RNA metabolic process. The record is from RefSeq and is a predicted model, not a curated record. Gene Ontology annotation, molecular function: single-stranded DNA binding; RNA binding; sequence-specific DNA binding.
GGUAGCGCAUGCGCAGUGACGUAUCGCGGGCACGUUCGAGUGGUUUGACGGCGCUUCUCCUGAGAAAAAUAACAUUUUUCACGUUUGUGUGUUGUGUGGUGUACAACAGAAGUCGGCCAUGUCGGUAAGCGACAUGUUUUCCUACAUUCAAGGCUUCCUGAGCGCAGACCAGGACGUCCGAGAGGAAAUCCGUAAAGUGGUACAAGUCUUGGAGCAGACAGCCAGAGAGAUACUGACUGUAGUCCAAAGUGUGCACCAGCCGUCUGGAUUCAAGGAGAUUCCUGACAAGUGUACAAAAGCCAGGGAGUUGUUUUGGACGGUCCGCACACACAUUGCUGACUUGAAGACCAAGUUUCCAGUGGACCAGUACUACAGGUUUCAUGAACACUGGCGCUUCGUCCUGCAGCGUUUGGCUUUCCUGGCGGCCUUCGUCGUCUACCUGGAGAGCGAAACCCUCGUGACUCGAGAGGAAGUGGCUGAGAUUCUGGACAUUGAGGUGGUGCGAGACAAAGGCUUUCACCUGGACGUGGAGGACUACCUGGCGGGGGUGCUGAUCAUGGCUAGUGAACUGUCGCGUUUGGCCGUCAACAGUGUGACAGCGGGCGACUACAACCGCCCGCUCCGCAUCUCUAACUUCAUCAACGAGCUGGACUCGGGCUUCCGUCUCCUCAACUUGAAGAACGACCCACUUCGCAAACGCUACGAUGGCCUCAAGUACGACGUGAAGAAGAUCGAGGAGGUGGUCUACGACCUGUCCAUCCGAGGCUUGGCCAAGGAGCCUGAGCACGGGGGAGGCAAAUAAGAGAUUGCCCUGAGGGGGAUUUGGAUCAAAGGACACUACCGCACCUGGAAGUCCAAAACCAGGUUCUGACUGAGGGCCCAGCGGUCAAAGACAGAUUGUGCGUGCGUGCGUGUGUUAAUCAGUGCUCCAGUUCAGGGGUGUCCAUACUUUUUCCAACAAGGGUCGGAUACAGAAAAACUGAAGAUUUGGGAAGGGGCCACUUUAUUUGAAUCCUUCACUUUUGUUUAAUGACAGCAAAAGCAAUCCAAUGUAGGACUGUACUAAUAUAUGAAUCAGGUCAGUAUAUUUAACACAGAACACCCUACAGCUCAGCUUUCUGUUUUUAAAUUGGGGGAAAAAGUCAUAUGCCACAAAUGCCUCCUGGGGCGGUCUUUGGGCAGCCUUGUUCUUGUGGGUGUGCAAGGCCUGCUGUGGAUUGGCGCCCUCUGCAGGUUUUGUUCUUAAAAUUCUUGCUCUGCUGUCGACACGAGAUUCAUGAUUGUUUCAUUGGAAAAGAUGUCUUUUUUUUCUUUUUUUCCCCCCCUGUGACUUUAUUUGCAACAAAAAAGAAACCAGUAAAUAUCUGACACAAUAACACUGUUUGUUCCCGCAGUUUUUGUUUCCUUACCAAGUUGUAUCAGGCUUUCAUAAAGGAAUAGCUUAAGAAAUGUUAGAAAGCUGCUCCUUCAAAAGUGGACCUGAUGUGGUGUUCUGCAUGUGCCAUCACCUUUGCGUGUGUUGUUGUGUUUUUACAGUGAUCAGUUGUCACGUUUUUGAUCCUGGAGUGUUCAGUGUGUGUACCUUCCUUAAAAUGUAAAUGUAUUAUGCGCGACACGGCACGGUUCAUCUGUCUGUCUUCUGGCAUUCACAACACAAAUAGUCACCAAAAAAACAACACAAUUUGAAAAUGUUUUUAAUAUGACUCACAAUAUAUUACAUCAGGAAACAAUACAGCAGGUCUGAUUUGAAAUGAGAAUGGGGGGGGGGAGCACAGCAGUGUUGGUGUGGACACAGUGAUUCGCUACCUUGGUCAGUCACCCUUCAAAAACACAAACGACAUCAGAUGUACUGAUGGAACGAGUGUUGUGCAGAAUGCAAUCAUGUAAACGCUUCUAUCUGGAGCAUUCAAUAAAGUGCUAUAAACAAAAUAAAGCUUUCAUGACUUGAAAUAGUGAAUAUCGCCUGAAGACUGAAAGUGGACCAAAAGGGGGCAGUUUGUCAAAAUGCUUCAGUGAGGCUUUGCAAAUGUUGAAGUUUGAACGAGCCAAGGCACAUCAGCUCAUACGUUAGACACAGUCAAGGCGUUCUUUUGAGCAGAGUUUCUCAACCUGACCACAAACUCUUGAACACUUAGGCACAAAAUAAACGAUUAGCUAAUGAGCUGGAACAAACGUAAGGCUUUUGUGGUAGCGUUGCAAACACACUGAACACCGUCUUUGGGUCCUGAAGAUACAAUGUAAUCCUAACAGCAGCGCUGAUGGCAGAACAUAAUGCUUUUAUUUAUUACUUCCCUCUUUUGAUUGGAAAAACAUAUCGAGGGUUUACGUAGAGUCUCAAGCCAGAAAUUGAUCUGAUUGUCACCUGACCUGUGGAAAGCUGCCAAACGCUCCUCGACACUGGAUGACAAACGAGACUUGAAAUCAAUUGUCCAAAUGAAAUCCAGUCAAAAGUAGGCGGACUCCGAAUCGGUUUGAAACUGUUUCAAUUCACACAGUUUGGGCUCAAUCCAGAUUUGCUGAUUUGACAGUUGCAUAAUUUAUUCAGAGGAUGGAACCAUACCAAAACCAUGUACUGGUUGAUUUGGUCUGCACCCGAGUUGGAUUACUGUGUUCACCAAUAACCAAAUGGACCAAACCAAGGAACACAAGCUAGUGCUUAUUCGAAACAGAUGGGAGAUAGAUAGAUACGGUCUAUGAGAAAGUGUGGCUGAGUUCUGGACAAUCAAAAGUGAGUAGGCUGACGAGGAAUCAAUUUGAAACGGUCUCAAUUUUCACACUGUAUGCCUGGCUUUGGGCUCAAUCCAGAUUUUCUUAUUUGACAGUUGGUUACUUUGACUGGAGGCUGGAACCAUAUCAAGACCGUGGACCGGUUGAUGUGAUCUGGACCUGAUUCUGAUUAGGAUGUGACCCAAUGAACCGAUUAUCAAAGGGGAAAACAAGGUAGUGUUCAUUCAAAGUGGGUCGGAAGGCUUCACACUCGAGACUAGCUACAGUUCUGGGAUACAGAAAGUAUUGUUGGAGAGAUUAUUGAGGCUGCUCAGUGAUGUGACUUUUUGUGCAGCCUCCCUAAUGCCUUUUGACCUGAUGGUACUUGUACAAGAUGCAUAAGAGCGUACAUCGAAUAUGGGGGUAAUAAUUAAAUCUAACAAUGUGCAGAUCAUAUAAUGUUAUGUCACAAACAGAUAAAUAAGGAACACGCACUGUCACGAUCAACAUCAUCUAAUUUGAUGAUGGCGGUCCAUUAGACAGACAGCAGAUGAUACCAGCGAGCCGCUCUUAAAAAAAAAAAAAGACAUUUCAUACAGACUAAGGUUGAAAAACUCUGCUGAACAACAAAAUGAAACAUGACAUGACUUGACUUGGAUUGCACAUAAGAGAACACAGACUGAUUUUAGGAGUCCACCAACAAUAAGCAGGAAAAUGACAGCAAAGUGAGUCUUGGGGAAUAAAGCGGCUACGCGUACUGGAACUGACAGAUUAUUGCUGUAAGGUGAGAUCUUGCUUCAACAGUGUUUCCAUCCAAGUCUCUCCCAGAUACUAUCAAAUCUGUGGCAGUGAAUGUUGCUCUGCCGCCAGAGUGCACUAGGUGGCGGCAAGUACACAGGAAGGGGGGGUCACCACAAACAGGAAACACACAAACCGCUAGCAUGUCUGUAAACUCCAGUUAUCUCCAUCACAGUCUGGUAUAAAAAUGUUCAGUCAUGCUUCCCAGCAGACACACUAGUACUGAAAAUACAACUCUUCUUCAUGAAGGACAAAACAGUCUUUACAAUCAUGGCCGACACACAGCCCCAUUUUUUUUGGUUGUCCAAGUAUCUGAUCAUUUUUUAAAAGUAGGUCUCCACAUGUGAUUUCAUGACUGCGUGGAUCAGCUACAGCUUUGUUUAAAAAAAAAAAAAAAAAAAAAAUGUGCUAUUGUCCUCUUUUUCACUGGACAGAGGCAGCAGCAUGGCUCCAAAGUGCAGCUUUGCAGUUUGGGGUUCUUUAUCGCAAAGGGAAGGAAGGCAGUCAGAUGGUUGGUCUCAGGAGCGACUCUGGUUGGUGUUGAUCAUGAUGUUGGGCAAAGCGUUGCGUCUUUUCCUCCACGUUCCCAAGUCUCGAGCAUAUGUCUUUAUCUGAUGGAACCAGUGCUGAGUGCGAGACUUAUCUACGGCGCGGAAAACAAAGGACUCUCGUCGAAUGUCGAGCACCUCAAAGGUGUCAUCGCAUUCUGGGUCCAUGGACACCACGCAGUUCCCCAGGUGGAUGGGCUCCCUCAUCACAGCGAAUUUCCCACUGCUCUUGUCCUUGAUAAGAACCAGCACACCGUCUUGGAUGCUUUCUCCACCACCUUCGCCCAGCUCGGCGCUCUGUCCCUGGCCUUCUACAGCCCGUUGGGUCCUCACCAUCAGGAGACUCUGGACAUUCUGGAACUUGAGAGCCUUGGCGCCCUUUUUCACCCACUGGCCAUCUGCUGGUUGGGAUAGCUGGAUCGGCCCCUCCAUGACAAAGCGGGUGUUUUCCCUUGCCCACCCUACCGUCUUCAUCGACACUUCUCGCAUCUCAAUAUUGAUUACUUCCCGAUUCUUCCGGCUGUCACGGCGGAAAGAGCGGAGCGACCACGAGACCCCGUUGCCUUCCUGCUUGGUCUUCAUGUUGAUGUGCUCCAGGUGGGAUUCCACGCGACUCUUGGCCUCACGUAGACGUGCAUAUUCCGAGUGGUUUUCAGGAGUGACCUUGAUGAUUCGGCUCAGUAGAAGCGGGUAUUUUGUGACACGUUGGAGGGGCGCCAUGAGGAAGGAGCGCAGGUUCAUUCGACGCAGUGCCGUGUUGUCGUUCUGGGAAACAUCCAGGAAGAUCCUGAAAGAGAGAAAACGCACACUGUAACUCCAAGAAUGUGUUCUGGCAAUACGUGGGACAACGUGACUCACGGAUGAGUUUUGGCUCCGUCUAAAAAUAGGAAUCACUGCAGCUCAAAAUAGAGGAUCAUCUGAAUUAGUGAUAACAUCCUGUCUUUUCCAUGAAGAAUUACACAGAAUAGAUGUGGUGGAAACCUGAAAACCUCUGCAGUGACUCUUGUAUCACACAGAUUCUAUCACAAAAGCAAAGAAUAAUCGGUGCACAUUGCAAGUACCUGAGCAGCUCUUUCUCCUUCUCCAGCGCGUUGAGCAUGUUGACUGAGGUGGACUGCUGCAGACAGUAGGUCUGGAAGGCUGGCAGCAUGUUGACAAACUCCAGAAAGAUCUCGCCGAUGGACACCGUCAGCAGAUCCUCGUCUCCCUGAGGUCAAAUGUUAGCUGGGAGGUCAACAACCAGACUUGUGACUAAAGUACUUGUCUCAGCAUUUUACAUCAAAGUCCUCUUUGGGUUAGUGAAAUCCUAGAUGUGGUAUCUGCAGUAUCCGGUCUUAAGAGCAUAUAUCAAAGAUUUUAUCAAUGGGGAAGUUUGUUGUGUCAAUUUUUAUGGAAAACCAAAAUGACUCAUUCAAAGAAGAACAGAGCUGAUGAAGAGAUGUUGCACAAGGGCUCACCUGGUCGAUGGCCUGGUCGAUGCUGUCUUGAAGGUGCUCUGUGAAGC